AUGAGAACAAAAUUUGAGGAUUCAUGCGAUGAUCUAUACAACACGAGACCUGGAAAGAAGCCAUGGGACCUUGGGCGUAAAUACACACUCUACUCAACCCGGCUCAUAAAAACCAAAAUACUGUCUACAAUUGUCAAUAUAAUUUUCUUCUUCUUCUUCUUCUUCUUCUUCUUCUUCUUCUUCUCUGCCUCUUCCUAUUCUCCUUUCCCUCCUCCUCCUCUUCUUUUUCUUCUUCUCCUCCUCCUCCUCUUCUUCUUCCCUCCUCCUCCUCUUCUUCUUCUUCUACACCUCCUCCUCCUCUUCUUCUUCUUCUCCUCCUCCUCCGCCUCUUCCUAUUCUUCUUCUCCUCCUCCUCCUCUUCUUCUUCUCCUCCUCCUCCUCUUCUUCUUCUCCUCCUCCUCAUCAUCUCCUUUUUCUACACCUCCUCCUCCUCUUCUUUUUCUCCUCCGCCUCUUCCUAUUCUUCUUCCCCUCCUCCUCUUCUUCUUCUUCUACACCUCCUCCUCCUAUUCUUCUUCUUUUUCUUCUUCUCCUCCUCCUCUUCUUCUUCUUUUUCUUCUUCUCCUCCUCUUCUUCUUCUUCUUUUUCUUCUUCUCUUCCUCUUCUACACCUCCUCUUCCUCCUCCUCUUCUUCUUGUUCUUCUUCUCAGCCAAAAUUUAUGAUUUUUACCUAAUGGAACAAUCAAAAUCGAAGAAAGACGUGUUGAAUCUCUUCUACAUCUAUCUAUCUAUCUAUCUAUCUAUCUAUCCAGUCUGUUCAUAUCUACAUAUCUUUCUGUUCAUAUCUAUCUAUCUAUCUAUCUAUCUAUCUUAUCAAGUAGACCUCACACUGCGAUCUAUUGAGACUAAGCCAUCGACCGACUCGAUUAGUGUUCCUCGUGGGACGAACAAUGCCGACACAGGAAAUGUGGUGAACACGUGUCAGUCUGUGAACACCUACGUCCCGUCGAGGGGCCCAAUAAGACAAGAAUUAACAAGGUUCUUGCCGGUCGGCCGGUCGCGGACUGGGGACGACGUGCAGCCAGUCGUCCGUCACUCCCACAUGGUCGGCCGCGUGUCAGAGCGAAGAUGGACAAAGUUCAUGGUAAUCAGCCAACCAGCAUCAGUGCGACGUGAUGGGGACGCCUCAGCAGCAGGCACCGCCGCCGGUGGCCGGGCACCUACCGCUCGCUUAAUGGUUCAUCCAAGCAAUUCUCUGUCACUGUGA
Acanthosepion pharaonis is the source of this 1206-nucleotide messenger RNA. The record is from the annotation of a GenBank genome assembly. NCBI's taxonomy places the organism in Eukaryota, Metazoa, Mollusca, Cephalopoda, Sepiida, Sepiidae.